AUGCGCACACUGUCGCGUCUGGCUAUUGGCCCGAAGUUUCAGAGUGGGCGUGGUCUUGUGGUAUCAAGCCGAAACACCGACGAGAGAUCUGCCUGCACGCGCUUCCUCCGCCGCAUAAAUUGGGCAGGCUCCAUGUUCAGUGCAGUCCUGCUGGUGCUCGGCUGCCUGCUGCAGAGGAACCUCGUGACCACAGAGGGGCAUCAUGGGACCAACCGCCAGGUCCUCUACGCAGUGCACAUGGACGGAGGCGCCGGAGCCGCCGGGGCUCUGGCCGAGCAGCACGGACUGGACUUCAUACAGCGGGUUGGCAGCCUGGAGGAUGUGUACACCCUCAGAGGCAGCAGGGGGCGCCCUGACAGAGCCACCUUUGAGAGCAGACUUUCCACCGCAAUAGGGGUCCAUCAGGUGCAGAGGCAGCACAGUCAUGAUAGAGACCAGCGGGUUCCUUUGACGGGUCCGGACCUCAGAACCACUCAGGGUUCCCAGAGGAGAGAGUCUGCAUCUGACAGGCAGAGGGACCAGUCCCUCACCUUCAAUGACCCGCUCUGGCCCAUGCAGUGGGAACUGUUUGCACAGGGCGAGUACAACUCCAGUGGCGUGGACCUGAAUGUGAUGCCGGUUUGGAUGAACAACGUCACCGGUGACGGGGUGGUGGUCAGCAUCAUUGAUGACGGUGUCGAUCACACAAACAAAGACCUGAAGAGAAACUUUGAAGCCCUCGCCAGCUUUGACCUGCACGCUUCACACGGCCUGUCACAUGAUCCAAUGCCAGAGAGAGACGGGGAGAGCAGUCACGGGACCCGAUGUGCAGGGGAAGUUGCCAUGGAGGCCAACAACUCCUACUGCGGUGUGGGCGUCGCCUUCAAUGCCCGGAUCGGAGGAAUCAUCCACAUCUACGUCUGCAGCUGGGGCCCACGGGACGACGGGGCCACGGUGGACGGGCCGCAGAGCCUGACGGCGCGCGCCCUCCGCCUCGGAGCUCACAAGGGCCGAGGUGGGAAAGGCAGCAUCUUCGUGUGGGCGGCGGGUAAUGGCGGAAUGCAACGGGACCACUGCGGCGCAGACGGUUACGUCAACUCCAUCUACAGCAUCGCCGUCGGCUCCUGCUCUUUGAGCUGUGAGCAGCCUGUUAAAGAGCAGCGACUGGUCACCGUCACCGCCGUGGACGACGGCUGCGUCGCACGCUUUCCAGGAACGUCCAGCGCCGCUCCGCUCGCCGCGGGGAUCCUGGCUCUCUGUCUUGAGGUGAAUCCCGAGUUGACGUGGAGGGAUGCUCAGCAUCUGAUCGCCAAGACGGCGAAGAUCCCCGACCCCGACGAGCCCAGCUGGACCAUCAACGCUGCAGGAUACCAUGUUCACCACAGGUAUGGUUUCGGGGUGUUGGAUGCAGGGCUGAUGGUGCAGCAGGCCGUUCACUUCGACACUGUUACUCCGCAGAGGAAGUGCAUACAAGGAGGCGCGCUCCAUCCCACCAGGAUCCUUUCCCCGGGAGGCGUGGCCAGUGUAAACAUCCAAUCAGAGGCCUGCCUGGGGAGCACUGAUGAGAUCAACACUCUGGAGCACGUUCAGGUGAGCGUGAGCAUCAGCAGCGUGUGUCGCGGUGACCUCUCCAUCAGCCUGCGGUCUCCAGCCGGCACCGUGUCGCUGCUGCUGGAGCCGCGGCCCAACGACGCCUCCUCCGCCGGCCUGAAGAACUGGACCCUGAUGACGGUGCACUGCUGGGGGGAGCAGCCUCGAGGCCUCUGGGCCCUCCAGGGACCCCUGCAGAGCAUUGUGUCCAUGGGGUCGCGUCACCCCGUCCCUCACAGGGGGGAGGACCAAAGGGGCCGGUACCCACCUCUGGACCUGAUUCAAUGGGUCUACCAAAUGGAGAGAGACGGGAAGGUGCGGGCCGCUGACAUCAGUGUCCCAGCCAGACACAAGUUACAUCAGAGAGACGUUUCACAGACGUCUUCCAUGGAGUCGAGACCUUCUGCCGUGAAGGAGCCUCGUGGGACCAAGACCACCAGAGAGAACAGAUCCUUACCAGCUCAGAGUCUCCAGGAGGGCGUCAGCAGUCGGACUCUUCAGAUCCAGGAGGAGGAGGAGGAACCGAGCAGAGGAAGAAACAAACAGAACCACGGUUAAAUAAAGAUUGUUGUUUUCCCCAGUGCAGCAAGUCAAUUGAUCGUGGGUCAGUCCCGUGUCCGGUGUGACCUCGGUUUCGGCACAAAUCAUGUAUUGGGGAUUCGUAGCGUGGCUGUAAAACUCAAACACACACACACACAAACAUGGACAUCUGAAGAAGCAUGGCUCUGCACUCAUCUACCCCCCUGUUCUGAUGUUGCAAAGGUUAGGGAAAGAUAUGUUUGUUUUUUUCCACUUCAAUGAAGGGUGAAUUCAGCUCAGUGCAAUAAGAAAUGGAUUACCCAUUCAUUAUAGGGCUGUGUCACUCCUCAUUGAGUUGGACAAAUAGCAAAUUAAUUUCCAGCCGCCUAAUUUCUCUCUGUUCUCCGCUGACUUUUCCGAUAACAUCAA
Pseudoliparis swirei is the source of this 2517-nucleotide messenger RNA. RefSeq names its product neuroendocrine convertase 1-like. Bases 1 to 2127 code for a protein of 708 amino acids. The record is from RefSeq and is a predicted model, not a curated record. Gene Ontology annotation, cellular component: Golgi membrane; trans-Golgi network. Gene Ontology annotation, molecular function: serine-type endopeptidase activity. Lineage: Eukaryota; Metazoa; Chordata; Actinopteri; Perciformes; Liparidae. The transcript is spliced from 18 exons. Gene Ontology annotation, biological process: peptide hormone processing.